Messenger RNA from Cladocopium goreaui, 862 nucleotides. The record is from the annotation of a GenBank genome assembly. Lineage: Eukaryota; Dinophyceae; Suessiales; Symbiodiniaceae.
CAGUUCACAGUUCACAGGAUCAGUGCUGCUUGUAGCCAUUUUGCUCGCAUCGUGAACUUGUCGCUUGUUUACCAGAUUCGGUUUUCUGUGUGCCAUGGUGUCUUUCACAGCCCUUGGCUGUUUCUUGAUGCUUGUCGUCAGCGUGGAUGCCACACGCAUUGGACGGCACGGCGAGGAGCAGGCAGCAGUCUUGCGUCAAAACCAAACCGCCGUGACUGCGGAUGAUUCCGGUGACUGCAGUGAGUACUGGCUCGUGGACAAAGUCGUGGGCGACGUCAAAUUCGGCAAGUGCUGCACCACCAAGUGCAAUGGAAAGUCAGACUUCGUGUAUGAAGGGACAUUCUUCAACUGCAAGGUGGAGGAGGGCAAGGUCUACGACAAGAAAAGCAGCUACGACUACCAGUGCAAGGAGACAUGCAGUAUCAAGGCGGAGGCCCUUGUGCAGUAUCCGGACCUAUCUUCAUUGAAUCCUUGGGCGAAGGACAAGAAGAAGAAAUCAAAACGCUACGUCACGAAGACCGGGGUCACCGUCAUGCGGGGCGGCGGAGAAUACGCUUUUGCAGAAAGGGGCUGCACCAGUAAGUCUUGAAAGUGGCGGUGAAGGCUCCUGCGGCCCUGGUUCGGUCCAGCAACUGCGUGUGUUCAAAACGAGAUUAUCCAUGAAAUGUUCAGCAUGUUUAGCUCAAAUUUGCGGCAGUUUGACGCAGCGUGUCCUAUUGAUCCUUAAUCACCUUCGUUUCCUGAGUCCAUCCAGCCAUAGUUCGUUCAUUGGAUUUGGUCAGUUGCUGAGGGUUGGACCUGGACCCUGAGACGCCGCCAUCCGACGCGCGGCAGCUGAAAAAAUGGCGGUGCUUUACUGAGC